Molecule: messenger RNA, 2328 nt
Organism: Plasmodium gonderi
Lineage: Eukaryota; Apicomplexa; Aconoidasida; Haemosporida; Plasmodiidae
Exons: 1
Coding region: 1-2328 (775 amino acids)
Molecular function (GO): protein binding
Source: RefSeq, a predicted model, not a curated record
AUGAAAAAAGAAUUCAAGGAAUACAAUGAGAAAUAUUUUCGAAAUAUUCAAUUUAUUUACGAUUUUUUGGAAAAAGUUGGAAUGAAAAAUAGUUUAGAGGUCCUGAAAAAUGAAAGCAAAAUAAAUUACGUAAAGGAAUAUGACAAAUAUUUCUUAGAGAAUUAUACCAACUGCAACUCUGGUGAUGAAGUGGAUACAUGUGAUAACAACGCUGCAGAAAGUUUAAGCAAUAACCGAAAUGGCAACCUGAGUGAUGCCCAAAGUGACAAUUUAAGUGACGAUUUAGAAAUAGAUCAAGAUUUUUUUAUUCAUACAAUUGACAAAAUGAAUAAUUCAGUUUUAUGCAAAGCCAUAGAUAGUUUCGAAAACACAGUAAAAAGUAGUAACAGCAUUAACAAACAAUUGAAUGAAAAUGAGAAAAAAGAAGAUGUUUCUUAUACACCAAAAGGCACCUUUUGCAUAAACAGGGAUAUUUUUGCCGAUUAUAAAAUAAGCCACACAUCAUUGCCUGGUGAUAAAGAUGUAAUAACUAAAAAUGAAAAACAAAGCGAUGAAUGUAAUGAGGAUAUUAUAAAAGAUGACGACACAAAUCAGGAUUCAAAAGUAAACAGUUGUGAAAAAAGAGAAGAAAUGUCAAAACCCCACAAUGACAACGAAAAUUGCAAAAUUAAAGAUGUAUGCACUUUAAAAAAAAUAUCUGAAAAUAUGAAGGAUAUGUCAACAGUGACCAAAAGAAAUUUCAAGUUUCCUCAAUUAGGGAAUGGUAAUAUACCAAUAGGAAUAAAAACCAAACUUGAUUUAACACGAUAUGGAAAAUCGAACUUUAAAGUCGUAGAAAAUGCGCUAAAAAAUAAGGAAAAUAUAGUCAAGGACAAAAGAAAUAUCAACAUUUUCCCGUAUAACUUUGAAGGAGAAAAUGACACAGAUUUAUUUAAUGAGAAAGGAAAAUUAUGUACCCUACAUAGCGAAAAAAGUAUAUAUCUUAACGGUGAAAGUUGUAAAAGUGGAAUCACAAACGGUACUGUCGUCAAAGGUGGAAAGGACGAAGAUAGCUGGGAUAACUACUUCACAUACGAAAGAGAAAUAUGUAAAGAAUUAAAAGUUAAAUAUAUGAGCAGCUCAACGAGAAAAAAUGAAGAAAGUAACAGUGAUGAUAACUACAUAGGAUCAGCAUCGAACAUUCUAGUUCUUAAGUACAUAGAUAUAUACAACCUGGACACGUGCCAAAAUAUGAGAUUUGAAAAUAUAAUUUUUUUUAAAAAUUUUUUCCCUAUAUUGGUGCUGGUAGGGCAUGCAGAUGGAAAUGUGAAACUUCUUCUAAUACUUUAUGAAAAAAGUGAUAAUGAAAAAAACUCUGAAGAAUGUAUUCAUAUAUGUAAAGAAUUAGACCAUUUAUCUUUAAGUUCACCAAUAAUGUAUAUCGAUAUUAAUUAUAAAGACAAUAUAUUCAUUGUGUCAACCAUGAAUGGAGAUAUAUAUAUAUGCAAAAUAAAUAUGAAUAAUCUUUCGAUUUUAACAGAAAAUGUUGAAUUAAAUCAGUCUAUUGAUGAUAUAAAAAAUAAUGUAAAAACAGAUGAAAAAUAUAUUAGUAUAGUAAGAAACUUAACAUACCAUAAUAAAUAUUCUAUCAAGUGUGUAUUUAAUGAGGAUUAUUCCCUAUUUUGCUCAAUAGCAAAUGACAAAAAUUUAAUUAUUUAUGAAAAGAUUAUAUGUGAAAAUGAAUUAUCUGUAAUUUAUGAAAAAAAAAAAGUUAUAGGAUUACCUGAAAUACCAACAAGUGUGUUAUGGGUUAAAGAAAAUAAUAUCAAAGAAACGAUAAUUAUUAGUAUGCUGAACAGUAAUAAUAUACUAUGUAUAAAUAGCAAAACAUAUAAUAUAGAAAAUAAAAUAUAUUUAUUCGAUGAAUUAGAAAAAUAUAACAUCCUCAAUUUAGAAUAUAAUAAAAUUAAAAAUAUAUUAGUUAUAUGUACAGACACUUCCAUAAUAUUUGUUUAUUCAUUUAUUAAAAAGUCCAUCAUAAGAAAAAUUUAUGGGUGUGUUUUAAAUUCUCUUUCUUUUCCAACCAUAGAGGUUGAUAUCAAUGGAAAUAAUAUUUACAUUACAUCUGAUGAUAAGGCUAAUGGUACUCAUAUUUUAAUUUUUGACAUAAAAAGCGGAAACAUUAUAGAUGUUAUAAAUAACGGUUAUAAAAUUAGAUGCUUUCAAUUAUUAAAAAGUUAUAUUUGCCCAUUUUCCAGUGAAACGAAUUCAAACAAUAUUGAAGAGAAUAAAAAAUCUUUGCUUAUAUUAGGAUCCUUUGAUAAGAAAAUACACUUCUAUUCUAACUGA